AUGAUUCUGGCACAGUUGGAUGGCUUCACCAAAGGCUUUAACCGCAAAGCUGCGCUGUCGGACGGGGCGAUUCCUGCGAUGACGGAGGUGGAGAUUCUGUGGCUGAAUUCCAUUGGCGAUGUACUCGACCUACACGUGGCCGACAAAAACAUCGACGAGACAUCAACAAGGUGA
This is a messenger RNA of Sphaeroforma arctica JP610, 174 nucleotides long. RefSeq lists its product as hypothetical. The record is from RefSeq and is a predicted model, not a curated record. NCBI's taxonomy places the organism in Eukaryota, Ichthyosporea, Ichthyophonida. The transcript is spliced from 2 exons. Bases 1 to 174 code for a protein of 57 amino acids.